This is a messenger RNA of Chelonoidis abingdonii (Abingdon island giant tortoise), 2117 nucleotides long. RefSeq names its product mitogen-activated protein kinase 8 (gene MAPK8). Lineage: Eukaryota; Metazoa; Chordata; Testudines; Testudinidae. Gene Ontology annotation, biological process: protein phosphorylation. Gene Ontology annotation, molecular function: MAP kinase activity; ATP binding. The record is from RefSeq and is a predicted model, not a curated record.
AGAGAAUUUUGGAUAGCUAUCUAACUAAAUUGUCGUCAUGAGCAGAAGCAGCGUGACAGCAAUUUCUACAGUGUGAGAUUGGAGAUUCUACUUUCGUGUACUUACGCAGAUAACCAGAAUUUAAAAACCUAUAGAUCAGGGCACAAAGGAAUGAUGCGCAGCCUAUGAUGCCAUCCUGGAACGAAAUGUUGCAAUCAAGAAGCUAAGCCGGCCAUUUCAGAAUCAAACCCAUGCUAAACGAGCCUACAGAGAGCUUGUUCUCAUGAAGUGUGUAAAUCACAAAAAUAUAAUUGGCCUACUGAAUGUGUUCACACCACAGAAAUCCCUGGAAGAAUUUCAAGAUGUUUACAUAGUGAUGGAGCUCAUGGAUGCAAAUCUCUGCCAAGUGAUUCAGAUGGAGCUAGACCAUGAACGAAUGUCGUACCUUCUUUAUCAGAUGCUGUGUGGUAUCAAGCAUCUUCACUCUGCUGGAAUUAUACAUAGGGAUUUAAAGCCCAGUAAUAUAGUAGUAAAAUCAGACUGCACUUUGAAGAUUCUUGACUUUGGACUGGCCAGAACUGCAGGAACUAGUUUUAUGAUGACGCCUUAUGUAGUGACUCGUUACUACAGAGCACCAGAGGUCAUCCUAGGGAUGGGAUACAAAGAAAACGUGGAUUUAUGGUCUGUGGGGUGCAUUAUGGGCGAAAUGGUUUGCCACAAAAUCCUCUUUCCAGGAAGGGACUAUAUUGAUCAAUGGAAUAAAGUUAUUGAGCAGCUAGGAACACCAUGCCCUGAAUUCAUGAAGAAAUUGCAGCCAACAGUGCGGACUUAUGUGGAGAACAGACCUAAAUAUGCUGGAUAUAGUUUUGAGAAACUCUUCCCAGAUGUACUUUUCCCAGCUGAUUCUGAGCACAACAAACUUAAAGCUAGUCAAGCAAGGGACUUGUUAUCAAAAACGCUGGUUAUAGAUGCUUCCAAAAGAAUCUCUGUGGAUGAGGCUCUGCAGCACCCAUACAUCAAUGUCUGGUAUGAUCCAUCUGAAGCAGAAGCACCUCCACCAAAGAUACCAGACAAGCAGUUAGAUGAAAGAGAGCACACAAUUGAAGAAUGGAAAGAGUUGAUAUACAAGGAGGUCAUGGACCUGGAGGAAAGGACCAAGAACGGGGUUAUACGUGGACAGCCAGCCCCUUUAGGUGCAGCAAUGAUCAAUGGUUCUCAACAUCCAUCUUCAUCAUCAUCUGUCAAUGAUGUAUCUUCAAUGUCAACGGAUCCAACAUUGGCCUCUGAUACUGACAGCAGUCUGGAAACAUCCGCUGGACCUCUGGGUUGCUGUAGAUGACUACUUGGUCUUUUAGGGGGGAGGGAAGGGGAGUCCUUUAGUCAUUGAUAGGGCACCUUUAAGGAAAUCAGUGGUAUUAUUUUUGAGUGUUUUUUCAAAAAUAAUUGUAGGAUUCAUUUUAAAGUGCUGUAAUUUUAAACUGUAAGUUGUGUUAAAAGCAGCCACAAAAAUGCAUUUUUUUUGCUGUAAUUAACUCUGUAAAAUAUUAAACCUGAUAAUUGUAUCAUGGUUUUAAAAAAUCUGCAUAUUUGCUUUACUAUUAUGCUGCUGAUCUUUUUUUACUGAAUUUGUAAGAUUUGUUUGAUCAAAGCACAUAUUAAUGUUGUCUCUACCGUCUCAUGUAUUAUUUAAGAUUUUAUAGGUUUUUCAAUUUUUUUUAUUAGAAUUUUUUCCAAAUGUUUUGUUCAUAAUUAUCCUUCAAAGUUAUAUGCUUGGUCACUUGUCUUACUCAUGUGCAAGAAAAAAUCAUACAUUGUAGCCUGUUAUAGCUUUGAGUGUAGCUACUGUAGUGGUAGCAUUGAACACAGAAUCCUUUAAUUCUGUCUUCUUCCCUAUAACAAUUGAAUAAAAGCAGCAGUUAGUGAGUUUCAUUAGGAAAACUGUUUAUGACCCUUGGCAAAAUCACCUCAUCUGAGAGGCAAUAUAAAUAUAAAGCAAAGCGUAUCUUUAUAGCUGCAGAAGUAUCCAGCCUGCCAAAAGGAGAUGGUGGCAGAACUGUGGCAUGCUGAAGCUUAUGAUCUCAAGGAGGAUACUUCAUGAAUAAUAUCUUGCAAUGCAAAUAAACUGUUUAUUUCUACUA